Molecule: messenger RNA, 1349 nt
Organism: Paramacrobiotus metropolitanus
Lineage: Eukaryota; Metazoa; Tardigrada; Eutardigrada; Parachela; Macrobiotidae
Exons: 6
Coding region: 143-1078 (311 amino acids)
Cellular component (GO): mitochondrion
Molecular function (GO): glycine N-acyltransferase activity
Source: RefSeq, a predicted model, not a curated record
UCGAGUUUAUAUUACCUCUGACUUUAUAACUGAUACAGGAAAUUUAGUGAGUGAAUGACUGCAUUUUUUUAUAUGAAAUUAACAUCUGUUUUGCAAAAAAUUAGAUUUUCAAGUUGUAAAUUUAUUAUUGUUGUUCCUGAAAAUGUUGAUAAUAAAAGAGGAUCAGCUGGAAGAAUUUUGCGGGGAGUUACAGCAUUUGUUACCACAGUCCUUUCCGAUUCUAAAGCUGGCACAAAACCAUCUAAAGAAAAAUUCUUUUGCAUGGCCUGGACUGGAAUUUGUGGUUGAUCGCUUCCCUAAUUUUACUGCCUGCUUAGUCCGGCCGCGCCCAGGAGAUCCCACAUAUGUUCCCAGACGAUGUCACUAUCUCUAUAGUGCGAUUGCUACAGAUGUGGAAAACUUUAAAAUGCUGCUUGACCAACCAGAUUUGGUCAACUGGAAAACUGCCGUAUAUUUCCAGGCGAUUCCGGAAGACCUUCUCGGUGCGGUAGAGGAGGUGUGCAGCAAACAUGGUUCUACAAUUGGUCCAAAGCAGCACCUACACUUUUCUGCUACUGGAUGGACUGUUAAACCAGCGGAAAUAGCAAGUAUGCCGCAACCGCCGAUCGAGGGAUUCACUUUCCGUCGUCCGGACCGAGACGAUAUGCCGGUUCUCAGUAAACUGUGGCGUUACGGUGGGGGCACCGACGAGACACUGCAGUAUCUCUAUCACCUGCAUGACCACCACUUUCCGAUGAUGGGCAUCUACAAAGAGCAGCAGCUGGUCGGCUUCGGCAUCAUAACGGCGGAAAUGGCCAUGUCGGCGGGAUAUGUUCAGCCGGAAAUUCGCGGACGCGGCUUGGCUGGGGGAAUUAUUGGGUAUAGCGCCAAGGACAUGCAGGAGAUCGGCGAAACGGACAGUUUCAUGUUCAUCAGUGAAGACAAUGUAGCCUCGAAGAAGGUGUUCACCAAAGGUGCCGGCGCAGUGCGACAGGAAGACUGGAGAAUUGUGGAUGUGCUUUACAAACCGCACAAUGUGGAUAAAAACGAUCCACUAAUGAUAUGGUAUAACAAUAUACACGGCGAUAGUCAAAAUUAAUAAAGUUUUAAUAUUGCGAUUGCUUAACAGUCAUCCAUAUCCGUGUUAUAGUCGCCAGUGACGGUUUCUUGACGCUUGAAACAACCAAACUGAAGCACAUGCGUAUUGUAAAAUACACAACAGCGAUAAAAUAGAACAAAAUCCAAUGCUUUGUAAUAUGACACUUUCAUUUUAAUUUUUAACAGUUAUGUACUAUAUGAAGAAUCUUCCGCGAUGUAAAGUAUCUGCGCCGGAAACCAACUUAACCAAGAUGCAAAAGUGAAUUAUUUUA